AUGGCCCACACUGUGGAACCACUGGCCAAGAAGAUCUUUAAAGGAGUUUUAGUAGUUGAAUUUGUGGGUGUUUUGGGAGCAUAUUUUUUGUUUAAUAAGAUGGACACAAGCCAAGAUGUCAGGCAAACAAUGAGCAAGAGAUUUCCCUUCAUCUUGGAAGUGUAUUACAAAUCCGUUGAGCCUUCUGGAAUGUAUGGAGUCAGAGAAUAAGAUGAAUAAAAAUGGUUGAAAAGCAAA
Leopardus geoffroyi (Geoffroy's cat) is the source of this 237-nucleotide messenger RNA. Its product is annotated as protein CEBPZOS-like. The transcript has a single exon. Bases 1 to 210 code for a protein of 69 amino acids. The record is from RefSeq and is a predicted model, not a curated record. Lineage: Eukaryota; Metazoa; Chordata; Mammalia; Carnivora; Felidae.